Messenger RNA from Triticum turgidum subsp. durum (durum wheat), 1443 nucleotides. Lineage: Eukaryota; Viridiplantae; Streptophyta; Magnoliopsida; Poales; Poaceae. The record is from the annotation of a GenBank genome assembly.
AUGUCCGCCAUCGAUGUCCUUGCGGCUGCCGGGUUCGUGAAUUACUUUGGAAAGGUGGAUAUCGGAAGUUCUGGCAUCGGUCACAUGUCAAUUCAUCCUAUCCUUGUCAAAAAGGGUGCAACUUCUGUUGCACUAUAUGGCUUGGGGAACGUUAGGGAUGCAAGAUUGAGCAGAAUGUUUCAGACACCAGGUGCAAUAGAUUGGAUGAAACAUGAGAGUACAGAGGAUAUGCCACUGUCCGACUGGUUCAACAUUCUGGUUCUUCAUCAAAACAGGAUAAAGGGAAGUCUCGACAACGGCAUCAAUGAACAUCUGUUACCGAACUUUCUGGAUUUAGUAAUAUGGGGCCAUGAGCAUGAAUGCCUUGCUGAUCCCAAGGAGGUUCCUGGAAUGGGUUUCCACAUCACGCAGCCAGGAUCUUCAAUUGCCACAUCUCUGACCAGCGCUGAAGCAAAAGAAAAGCAUGUGCUUUUGUUGGAAAUAAACGGAAUGAAAUACAGGCCAACUAAUAUACCUCUGAAGACUGUUAGACCUUUCGAAUAUGCCGAGGUGGCCAAUCUUAUUGAGAAGAAUGACACGGCAGCAGGCAGUGGAUCAGAGCCCAAACUUCCACUUGUUAGGUUAAAGGUCGACUACUCUGGGUUCUUAACAAUACACCCACAGCGGUUUGGUCAGAAGUAUGUUGGGAAGGUUGCCAACCCACAAGACAUGAUUGUUUUCUCAAGGUCAGCAAAAAGGCGCCAAAAUCCGCAAGACAACACUGGCGGUUUCGGAGAACUCUACCCAAAUGAGCUUAAUCAACACACGGUCGAAGCUCUGGUGGCAGAAAUUAACUUGAAUAUGCAGGUUCUUCCACUAGAUGAUCUGGACACCGCCCUUCAUGUUUUCGUCAACAAGGAAGACAAUAUGGCAUUUCACUCUUGCCUGCAGAAGAACACCGAAGAGGCAAUAAACAAGUUGACCAGCACCAAGGUGGAUACUGACAUCGAAGAUGAAGAUGCAAUGUUAGUACACGGUUUGGGUCAGUUCAUGCAGGCACGAGAGAAGGGAAGAACCCAGACGGCAGCAAGCGUCCAGAGCCUCGCAACCAGCACAUUGGAGGAGCUGAAAUGCUCCUCGGAUCCGGAUCCGGACCAAGAUAUCGGCGACGACUCGAAUGAGCUCAUUGAAACAUCGCUGAUGGACUGCUUCUGUUCCUCCGUGCGCAAGGAUGGAGAGUGCCAUCAUGAGAAGAUGGCAAGGCCGGGGAAGCGGCCGGCCCCUUCUGCUACGGCCGGGGGCUCUGCGUCUUCACCUUCUUCCUCGACCCGGGGGAGGAAGACGGACCUGGCUUCGUUCUGCGCGCCUGCGGUGAAGGAGGAAUUGGACGACCGCGGGACCAAGAAAGUACGACCAUCGCCUCAUGUUGCUGGGAGGUAUGGCGCGGUACGGAGGAACCGGUGA